This is a messenger RNA of Fusarium falciforme, 1482 nucleotides long. RefSeq lists its product as hypothetical. The transcript is spliced from 3 exons. The coding region runs from base 58 to 1482 and encodes 474 amino acids. NCBI's taxonomy places the organism in Eukaryota, Fungi, Ascomycota, Sordariomycetes, Hypocreales, Nectriaceae. The record is from RefSeq and is a predicted model, not a curated record.
UCAACAUCACACCACGUCCCUCAUCUCUCUCUUCUCUGUAACCGAACUCACGUGGUCAUGAAGUUCCACUUUGUCGAUAGCCAUGCAGCAAGCGAUCCCGGCUCCCGCAAGGCCAUCCGCCGUCAUGUCAUGAAGGGCAAGAACUUGGGGCGGACUAUCCAAGGUCGCGGGCGUAAGCAUGCUGCGGCGCAAGAGCCAAAGAUCUUUGAAGGUGUACAGAAGAAGGAGAAGCUUGAGGAACUUGUCGUUGCUAGACGGGAGCGAGAUGUACGCGUCGAUAGUGAUGGCAGCACGUUGAUCUUUCCAGAGAUAGUGCCCCAUGAUGUGCUGGGCUCGCCAUCGAGCCCGUUCGCUGGGGAAGAGUAUACAUACUUUGCCUUUCCUAUCCAGUUUACCCAGUCGAUGAGAUACAUGGUGUAUCAAUUCCACACAGCAGUCUGCGAUGCCAUCUAUCCCUCAUUCUUUUGUUCUCGAACAGAACAAGUUGGGUCACCAUGGUUUAAAUACAUGGUUUCUGACCAAGCUUUCCUUCACUGCUUGCUCGCUAUGGUGGCAACCUACCUCAACCUCUUCCGCAAACCAGAUUGCGAACCUCUCGAAGCCACACGCCAUUUCUCACAAACCCUUCGUCUCAUCAACCCCAAGCUUAUGCAACCUACGCCUCCGCAAGAUUCAACCAUCGCCAUCAUUGUCUCCCUUGCCAUCCAUUCCAAACUCAUCCGAGAUCCACCCAAGUGCUCCAUGCAUCUGGACGGUCUUCAACGCCUCGUCGAUCUACGGGGUGGACUGUCAGAAAUCAGCGAAUCUAAUCGUGCACUUCUGCACAAGAUACUUCGCACUGAUAUCGAACUCGCCAUUUCCCUGGGUGCACGCACACGGUACGGAGUCAGAGGACUCACUGCGGCAACUCCCGGCCCUACAGCUGCGAGGAUCCUCAGGUAUCCUCUGAACCAGAUGUGCGAGCCACUACGGCACAUGACACGAGAGAUGCUGGCUCUGUGCCGACAGCCUGGAAAGGCUAAGAUGGUAGCUCUGCAGUACCAGGACAUCUUGAUCUGGCUGUGGCAGCGCCUGAUAGACUUUGCACCGCUGAGUGAGAAGAGACCCCUCGAUCCGCUCGAUGAUAUGUGGCAUCUGGGCCUCUUGACUUUCUUGGCUACUAUAACAUGGCCAACGAGUUUCCUGCGAGGUCUCAACUGUGGGCUCUUGCAAAAAUUGCUUCGAGAGCGUAUUGAUAGCAAAGUCUUGCUUGAGAGAGGCGAUGAUUACCGAGCCUUAUGGUUUUGGAUCGUCUUUGUCUACGCUAUGCUGUUACCCGAAGAUAACUAUGAGCAACUUCCUGUCCAGAAAAUACGAGAGAUGGCAGAGGAGUUGAAUAUCGGGACAUGGGAGGAGGUCAAGGUGGCCUUUCGACCGUUUCCAUGGAUUGGAAUUCUCCAUGACGCACCUGGAAAGAACCUAUGGGAGUUGAUCAACGACUGA